AUGCCCCGUGUACCUGCGGCUGAUGGAGGGCUUGGUCGAAGAAGAGAUUGCUGGGCUGGGGGAGUGCUUGAGCAUGUGUGCCGGACGGAGCCGCACGUUGAAGCUCCUGGGCUUUCAGCAUUUGCAUUACGAUGCACGCUUGCAGGGCUUCCUGGAAACUCGGGCGAACACAGUGCUGCGACCAUUGAUCACGGAUGCCUUCCUACUCGCGCGGAGCUUUUUGGGCCUCCGGGAGGCAGCACGCCAAGGCGCUUUGUGGCGAAGGCGGAGUAUGUCGAGCAAGCAAAGCUGAUGGCAACGAUCAUGUGGGAUGUGCUGCGGAACUUCUGCACGGGCUACUACGAGAAAGGAAAGGCCACCUCUUCCGCGAGGACUGCUGAGAGGAAGAAGAAUUGUUUGGAUUGCAUCAAUCAAGUCCUUCAAGCAGUCGUCGGCCCUGGGGAUCUUUGGUCAUCCGACAUUCGGGCAGAGUUCGCGGCCGAAGCCUAUGCUGCUUGGGGUUCGUGCAAGGGUUGCCUCGAAGCCAAGUCCUCGAAAUUGCCCUCGAAGGGAAGCAACUUUGCCAUGUACAACCAAGAGGAGAUCACCCAUGAUUUCACGACCAAGGGUCCCUUCAGAGACUUUGCCCAUGCUAUCGUGAAUCGACAACAAAAGCUCGAUGAAGUCUUCUUCAACGCAGUGGUGGAGCGAAUCAAAGAGUUUCGAAGAAACGAGCAAUCGAAUGGGCAGCCCCCCCUGAUGGAGGACGAUUUCAAGGCGAUGGCAGUCGAGCUGAAUACCAUUGCUGCACUUUGUGCAGGCGUGAGGGCCUUCUGUGCCGCUUGUGGUUUGGAAGCUCCUCCUCUUCCCAGCAAGCCUGUUCCAUGCCAAGCGGCCCAUUUUCAGCGGGUCUCCGAUUAUGCCACGGGCACCUUGCAGACGAACCGGAGCAUCGCGUGGGGUCCCUAUUUGCCCACGGGACAGCUGAGGCCAGGCAUUUUGAAGCAGUUUCAGAUUGACAGGGGCCUCAUGAGCUUUGCCGGAGACAGUCCACAAGGACCUACCUCGAAAGCGAGCGCAGUACCUUUGACCUGUUGGGAAUUCUUGAAGUUUAUGCAUGUGAUGUAUGUUCCCAUCACAGAAGCCCCGCGAUUCAUGAAGGUGCCUGGGGUGGACAGGACAUUGAACCGCGGGCAAUUGGAAGUGGCCGCAGCUGACUAUACCACCGCGAAAGCAUGCAACUUCUGA
Molecule: messenger RNA, 1227 nt
Organism: Durusdinium trenchii
Lineage: Eukaryota; Dinophyceae; Suessiales; Symbiodiniaceae
Source: the annotation of a GenBank genome assembly